Messenger RNA from Pediculus humanus corporis (human body louse), 489 nucleotides. RefSeq names its product Sorting nexin-12, putative. Lineage: Eukaryota; Metazoa; Arthropoda; Insecta; Psocodea; Pediculidae. Gene Ontology annotation, biological process: endocytic recycling; late endosome to Golgi transport. Gene Ontology annotation, molecular function: phosphatidylinositol-3-phosphate binding. The record is from RefSeq and is a predicted model, not a curated record. The coding region runs from base 1 to 489 and encodes 162 amino acids. Gene Ontology annotation, cellular component: retromer complex; early endosome membrane. The transcript is spliced from 2 exons.
AUGGCUGAUACAUCAGACGCUACCCGACGUCUGAACGCUAAAAAACAAACAUUGGAUGAUGCUUAUGCGGCUCCGGCUAAUUUUUUGGAAAUUGAUGUAGCACUUCCUAUUACUCAUGGUGUCGGAAAAAAACGAUACACGGAUUAUGAAGUUAAAAUGAGAACCAAUCUUCCUGUUUUUAAAAUAAAAGAAUCGACAGUCAGAAGAAGGUACAGCGACUUUGAAUGGUUGAGAACAGAAUUAGAAAGAGACAGCAAAAUUGUUGUUCCACCAUUACCUGGAAAAGCAUGGAAAAGAUUAAUGCCGUUCAGAGGUGAUGAUGGUAUUUACGAAGAAGAUUUCAUAGAAGAAAGAAGGAAAGGAUUAGAAAUAUUUGUAAAUAAAAUAGCUGGCCAUCCAUUGGCUCAAAAUGAAAGAUGCCUUCACAUGUUUUUACUGGAACCUGUAAUAGAUAAAAAUUAUGUUCCAGGAAAGAUUAGAAACACCUAA